Messenger RNA from Aphis gossypii (cotton aphid), 1412 nucleotides. It is a transcript of the gene Sbat, whose product is annotated as N-alpha-acetyltransferase 38, NatC auxiliary subunit. NCBI's taxonomy places the organism in Eukaryota, Metazoa, Arthropoda, Insecta, Hemiptera, Aphididae. The transcript is spliced from 4 exons. The record is from RefSeq and is a predicted model, not a curated record. Bases 171 to 518 code for a protein of 115 amino acids. Gene Ontology annotation, cellular component: NatC complex.
AUUUCAGAAAUGCUUAUCAGAAGCGGAGUUUGCUUUAUUCUAUCUUUGCAAGUCAAAAUCCAGCAGUGAUAAACUGAUAACAGUGUAAUGGAAAUUGAAAAUAUUUACAAUUUUCUUUACUAAGUGCAAAUAUUCAUUGUAUUUAUUAUAGCACUUGAAGGCUUUUAAAAAUGGAAACAGAUAAUCAAAAUGUUCAAAAAACUCAAUUAUGCAACUAUCUGCCAGAGCGAGUACAUUCUGAAGGAAGACGAAAACUUAUGUCUUGGUUGAAUCAACAAAUGAAAGUCAAUUUAAUAGAUGGCCGCAUUUUAGUAGGAACAUUUGUUUGUACUGAUAAAGAUGCUCAUAUUAUACUUAGUACAUGUUAUGAGUACUUUAAUGAAAAAGAUUUAGAUACUGGGGAAUCUCGACUUUUAGGCUUAGUUAUGAUACCUGGGCGACAUAUUAUUUCAAUUCAUACAGAUGUACAACAAACAAAUGAACAACCUAUAAAUUCAUCAAACUUAGAAGAAAUAUGAUUGUAUUAAAUAAUUGUAGUUAUAAUUGAAUCAUUGUGAAUAUUUUUUCUUCAUUGUUAAUAUUUAAUACAAGUUCUAAAUAAUUUUUUCCAACAAAAUAUUUAGAAAUUUUGAAAUAUAUCUGUAAAAAAAUUACUAUUAAUGUAAAACUUCACAUAUUAUAUUAUAAAUUUAUUAUGCAAAUCUUUUAUUCUAUUAUAGUUAAUGGUAAUACAAUAAUUGCUGUUUAUUCUGAUUACUGGUUUAUAGUAACAACCAUUUAUUGGAAUAAAAAGUUAAAACUUAAACUAAAUAAUUUUUUGUAAUGUUAAACAGAACUAUUAUUAGUAUCUAUCACUAUUUAUUAGAUAAUUGAUUUACUCUUAUGGCUUUACAUUUUCAAAAUCAUGGACAAUUUAUUUUAAUCAUAACAUAAUAUAAUUAAGUUAUUUUAGAUUUAAAAUAAAUUGAUGCAAUUAAUGAUAGUUUCUUAAGUUACUUUACUUUAUUGUAAUUAUAUAUAUUUUUUUAAUUUCCUUUUAUGUAUAAUGUUAUUUGUUUUUAUUAAAUUUGUUAGGAUAGUUAAAAAAAUAUGUUUUGUCAAAUUAACCAUUUACUAGAAUCAAUGUGUAAAGAAAAUUUACAACACAAAUUAAAAUCAUCUAUACUAAAUUUGUAUAUUACCAUUGGAAUUUUUAUAGGUAGAUAUGGGUAGUACCUACCAUAUACCAGUAAAUAUAACGAUAACUUUGGUCUUACAUUAGUAACUUUAAUUAGCUUGGAACUUGGAAGAAAGUAUUAACAAUACUUGGGAUCAGUUCAUUUUCCCGAUAAUAUAAAAUUAUAUAAUAUAUUAUAAAUAAAUUUUUGUCAAAAAUUAUUUAAAAUUUCAAUAUAAUAUUAUAUUAUAUUAGA